Molecule: messenger RNA, 216 nt
Organism: Blepharisma stoltei
Lineage: Eukaryota; Ciliophora; Heterotrichea; Heterotrichida; Blepharismidae
Source: the annotation of a GenBank genome assembly
AUGGCGUGAUCAACUGAUAAACUAGCUCUUGCGCUACAGUAUCAUACUAAAAAGGUUGGGAACUUUGAAGAAAAAGUGCAUCGUCUGGUAUCUAUCUGAGGUUUUUCAGCCCAGGCAAAGUGGAAUACUUUAUUGAAUAGCCAUAGCCUAAUUUUGAGUUUGGCUUUUUCAACGCUGCAGAUACCUACUAGGUUAACUGAUUUUUACCCAGAAUAA